Messenger RNA from Debaryomyces fabryi, 3381 nucleotides. RefSeq lists its product as uncharacterized. Lineage: Eukaryota; Fungi; Ascomycota; Pichiomycetes; Serinales; Debaryomycetaceae. The coding region runs from base 1 to 3381 and encodes 1126 amino acids. Gene Ontology annotation, molecular function: RNA polymerase II complex binding. The record is from RefSeq and is a predicted model, not a curated record. Gene Ontology annotation, cellular component: Cdc73/Paf1 complex. The transcript has a single exon. Gene Ontology annotation, biological process: regulation of DNA-templated transcription.
AUGGAAGAUCCAAUAGAUGUAUCCUUUUAUUUAGGAAAACACGCGGCUGAAACGAUUGGAAAUUUAGAUGUUCCCUUGAGUAAUGGACAAAUUGUUAGUAUUAACUUAGUAGAAGAAUUACCCGAUGAUAGUAAUGAAUUAAUCAGUUUCUUAGAAACAGAAAACUGUCCAAGGAAAUACUGGAUUUCAGUAGCUACAGCAUAUUCGCAACGAAACAAGUUGAAUGAAAGUUUGAAUGUUAUUAAGACUGCUAUGGGAUUAUCGCAGUUUAACAAUGAAGAUAAAUUGUCAUUUCAUACAUACUUAAGUUGGUUAUAUUUGAAAUUUGUCUCCAGCGGAGUAGAUAAGAAUGAAAACUUGGUUAAAGCUGGUGAGGAACUUAAUCAGGUUUCGAAUUUAGAUAGCACCAAAGGAGGUGUAUCAGUAUUGUUGGCAAAAGCUGUGCUAUACUUGUACAAGGAUCAAAUUGAACCUGCUUUGGACAUAUUCGAUAGGUUGUUGAAGAUCGAUAAUAAUAACUGUUUUGCUUUAUUAGGAAAAGCUCAAAUAAUCUUGAACAAAACAAAGAAUUAUGCGAAUGCGUUAAAAUUAUAUCAACAAGUUUUAAUUUUAAAUCCUUUAAUGAAGCCAGACCCAAGAAUCGGUAUUGGUUUAUGUUUUUGGUUCCUCAAGGAUGAGUCAAUGGCUUUAAGUUCAUGGAGGAGAGCAUUGGAACUUGAUCCAAAUAACUUGAAGGCCAAAGUUUUAUUAAAUUUGGCUAACUUCAACAUUAACUUCAAUAACUCAUUGGGUGAUGAAGAUUUCCAAUUAAAUUAUGAGAAAUGCUUAAAGCAAUUGGCUGAGAACUAUAAAGAGAAGUCUAAUGAUGCAAUCAUUUUAUUGACUCUAGCGUCCUACUAUUAUUCAAAGGAAGACUACUCCUUAGUCGAAAAGAUUAGUAAUAAAGUUAUUCACUCAAUUUCUGGUGCUUCAGCUUCGACUAAGUUAUACAACCCUUCUAAAGUCUCAAAAUUCCAAUCAAAUUUGUUAUCGCAAGCUGCUUUUUGGUUGGGAAGGGUUGCCUUUGCAAAAUCUGAUUUCAUGCAAUCACAGAAAUAUUUUCACGAAGCUAUUAAGUUGAAUGAAAAUAACUUGAUGGCCAAGCUAGGUUUGGGUCAAUCACAAAUCAACCGUGGUUCCACAGAAGAGGCAACCAUUACCUAUGAAUCUAUUUUAAAAACUAACCCAAAGUGCUUAGAAGUUAAUUAUUCUUUAGGUGUAUUAUAUUCGAAGCAUAAAAGCAAGAGAAAACAGGAACAGGGUAUAUCUAUGUUAGAAAGGUACUUGCGAUUAGCCAAGAAUAUAAGAGGAACUUCUACUACCAAGAAUGAAGAUGACCUGGAAUUUAUUAACCAAGAACCAGUUGCCUUGAACGCAUUUUUGAUAUUAAGUAAGUUAUAUGAAACUAAAGAUAUGAAUCAAUCCUUGACCUAUCUCAAUAAGGCUAUUGAAUCCAGGAAACAAAUUAACCAGGAUGCACCAUUAGAAGUAUAUAAUAAUAUUGGUGUUUUUAAUUUCAUUAAGCAUAAUUAUGAGGCUGCUUCAAAUAUUUUCCAGGCAACUUCUGAAAAAUUGAAGGCUUCUGAUGAUUUCAAAGAUGAAAAUGGUGAUGUUUUGAUGGACUUACGUAAUGAUUUAGAUGUAACGAUAUCUUUCAAUCUUGCUAGAUCUAAAGAGUUAUCAAAUGAAUCAGAAUCAAUUGAGAUUUAUGAAUCUUUACUCAAAGACUGUCCAAAUUAUUUCUCUGCAAAAUUGAGAUUAUUAUUUUUGGAUUGUGUCUCAACUAACAAAUCUACAAAAGAAGAAAUAAAACAAGAAGUAGAUAACUUAUUGAAUUUGAAUGCCUCAGAUUUGGAAAUUCGUUCAUUUUACGGUUGGUUUGUAAAGACUUUUGGUAAAAAGGUGGGUUUAAAGCCAGAUGCGGAUACCAAUCACCAAAAGGACACGUUGGUUGAAUACGAUUCUCAUGAUUGUUACGCAUUAUUGUCGUUGGCGAAUAUUUAUUGCAUUAUGGCGAGAGAUAUAAAAGGUCUGAGUCAAGAUGACAAGAAAAAGAAAUACUACAUCAGAGCGGUAGAAUUAUUCACCAAGGUAUUGUCGGUUGAUCCUCACAACGUGUAUGGUGCCCAAGGUUUAGCCAUCGUAUACAUUGAAAAUAAGGAAUCUAAUAAAGGUUUAGACAUUUUGAGAAAAAUUAGAGAUUCAUUAAAUGAUAUUUCAGUCUACCUCAAUUUGGGACAUGUCUUAUUAGACUUGAAACAAUAUUCCAAGGCCAUUGAAAAUUAUGAAAUCGCUUUAAUGAGAUUUGCAAAUAAUGACUCUAAAAUAUUAUCAUUCUUGGGUCGUGCUUGGCUCUCAAGAGGUCUUUCUGAAAAGAAUUUAAGUUAUUUGAAUAAUGCAUUAUCGUACUCUGAAAAGGCAUUACAAAAUUCUACUGGAGCGAAAUCUUCAUUAAGAUUCAACAUUGCUUAUAUUCAAUUCCAAAUUGCUGAAUUUAUUAGUAAGCUUCCUUUGGAACAAAGACUUGUUGAUGAAAUUAAGGAAGGAAUUGAUAAUUUGAACAGAGCUAUUGAGACCUUAAAUUCUUUAUCUUCAGAUGAUGAAAAGCAUCCACCAUAUCCAAAAUCCGAAUUAAAAGCUCGUGCUAAUUUGGGUACUAAUACAUUAUUGAAUAGAUUAAAUGCAUGUCUUGAUGAAACUGUUGCAAGUGUUACUAAAUCUGAAAUAAGAUUAAAGGAAGCAAAGGAAUUAAGAGAACAAGAGGCUGCACAGUUAUUACAGGAAGAAGAAGAUAGAAAAGCAAGGGAAAGACAAGUUGAAGAAGAGAGAGCGAAAGAAAGAGCUAAGUUGCAAGAGCAAGCUCAGCAAUGGGCAGAAGAAGCUAGAAUGAAUGUUGUUGUUGAUGAUGAAGAUGAUGACAAAUUGUUUAAUAAGGAAUCUGCUAUGGAAGAAAAAAAGAAGAGAAGUAAGAAGUCUUCUACAAAGGGCACCAAAGGAAAAAAGAAAGGAAAGAGGAAGAAUGUUGUUAGUGAUAGUGAGGAAGAUGCACCAUCUCCAUCAGAAGAUGAAUCUGAACCUGAAAACGAUUCAAAGAGAAAAAUUGAAGAAAAUGACAAUGAAGAAGAUGAAAUCAAGACAUCUAAGAAAAGAAAGGUAUCUAGAUUGUCGAAGGAAACUAUAGAUGAUAGUGACGAUGAAUUAGAUGAUGAUUUGUUUAAUGAAGAUGGUGAAGAACCAAAAGAAAAUGAUGAAUUACCUAACGAAGAUGCCGUGAAUGAAGAUCAGAAAGAAGAAUCCUUGACUGAUACCCAAAACGAAAUUCCCGCUCAAGAUGAACAAUAA